AAAUCGAGUGAGUCUAGGUCUUGCCUUGGUUGUUCGAAAAGAAGCAAGAAUUUUCCCCGAAGCUUCACGCAUACCCCAUUCGUGAUCAUUGGGGGUGUCUGACUCUGGCCUCAGGCUUGUUAUCUUGACCCUCCUGGGGUUGAAGAAGUUCUCUGCGCUUGUAAAAUGGGUGGCAAUCCUGACAAUCCUGAACUUGUGGCCUUGCCCGGCUCAGCAUGGACGCUCAAGGCACGCUGGGCCUUGAAGCAUCACAACGUCAAGUACAGGACAACAGUCUACACGCCUGUCUUUGGGGCUUGGUGGCUCAGGUUUCGGUCUGGAAAAUGGAGCGGGCGGAUCACAACGCCCGUCAUGUUCACCCCAAAAGACGGUGUGCUGUUUGAGUCGCUUGACAUCGCCCAGUGGGCCGAUGAUCACAGCAGUGCUGCCGGUGCUUCGUCACUUUUCCCGGCUGCCAAGCUUGAGGACAUCAGAAGGUGGAAUGACGCCGCGGACACUGCCCUGCACUAUGCUCGGUCGCGGGUCUUUGCAACCUUGAAGAGCAGCAAGAAAUUGAGGACGGCUCGUAUGGCGGCUCGUAUGCCGUCCUUUUUCAAAGCUCUGGGGCCUCUCGGAGAUGUCUUUAAUAAUUGGUAUCUCAACCAGUUCUCCUCUAAAUAUGAGGAUGUCUCCAGCGCUGCGAGUCUUGAGAAGACCAAGGCGGUGCUCAGAGAUCUUCAGGAAGCCAUCAAGGCAAAUGGAGGCUAUGUGCUUGGCAGCUUCACAUAUGCAGACAUCGCCAUGGCCGUGGCAGUGCAGACCAUAGAGCCUGUGGGACCUCCUUUCACAAAGCUCUCAGAUGAAGCUAGAGCAGCUCUGACACAUCAGGAGCUCAAGGCUGAGUUUGGGGAGCUUGUGGCCUGGCGCGAUCAGAUAUUCCAGAAGCACUUCCCCAGCUGAACGGAAGCUUCAUCUCGAUUAUUGACCAGUACUAGUGUCACCAAUGUGGUGUGACAACCUUGUGACACACUCCCUUGUGACACAAUUCCUAUGGACUGCCAGCGAUAAUCAUAGUGCAAUUAGUGUACACUGUACACUGGCGGUCACGCUGCUCACGGCCCUCUGACCAAUGCUUUAAAGAAAUUUCUUGCGGUGUCGCACAUGUGCUGCACAGUGUGAUUAUGACUCACAUGUCGUAUGUACAAGCAGAUUCAGGCAAGCUUGUGCACCGUGCAGUGACUAAAUUGCAUGCGCAUGCUUGAUUGAUCUGCUUCAUGAAUCCGAGCAAUUGCACACCUUGAGCUCAUGAGCUAGCGAAUUACAGGUCACGACAUGAACCACUAGUACUGUAAUUUCUAAGCUUACAC
Coccomyxa subellipsoidea C-169 is the source of this 1346-nucleotide messenger RNA. RefSeq lists its product as hypothetical. The transcript is spliced from 8 exons. The record is from RefSeq and is a predicted model, not a curated record. Bases 166 to 939 code for a protein of 257 amino acids. NCBI's taxonomy places the organism in Eukaryota, Viridiplantae, Chlorophyta, Trebouxiophyceae, Coccomyxaceae.